AUGUUCGCGUGGUACACGCUAGGGUGGUUCGUUGUCGCUUGGUGCAGAUGCCUCCGGCGUUCGCGCGACCUCGGCGCCUUCGUGGCUCCGGGGGCUCCCUUUGUCCACGAUGGAGCCAUUGAGGCGCGUAUGGUAUCCGCGCUGGGUGCGAAGUCGGCAGGGAAGGUCGCUCUUUACACCGUGCGUGGCGGCCAGUGCUUCCUACCGCGGGAGCAGCUGGAGCAAAGGCAGCUGCAGGACGAGUGGCUGGCGUUGUCCAGGAUCUUCGGUUUUGCGGAAUAUUCGUUGGGAGUGCUUGCGCAUGCCGAGCUGUUCACCGGCGCCGCCGGGGGAGUCGCUACCGACGAGCAUCGCAACGAGCUAUACGAGUUCACCGACCGCAAGGGGAGGCGGCUGGCGCUGCGAGGUGACGUCACGCCGCAGUUCAUGGCGAUGCUGCGAGACCAGGGCGAAGCUGCAGGCGGUGCUUCGCCGUGCGGCGCUGUUGCCCCCAGCCAACUCUCCAAGUGGUUCACCCUCGCCGAUUGUUGGCGCUACGAGCGACCGGGGCACUGCCGACGCCGCAACCACCUGCAGUGGACAUGCGACAUCGUCGGGGUUCCCGGGCCCGAGGCUGAGAUCGAGCUUCUGACGAUGCUGGUGACAUUCUUCCGCAAGAUUGGAUUGACGAGCGAAGAUGUGGCUAUACACCUGAGCCACCGGGACAUUGUGCCGGCAAUGCUGGGUGUUCUGGGAAAGAGCACGUCGGACAGCCAGUGGCUGCACGAGUUUCGCAAGGUGCUCGACAAAUAUCGCAAGGUAUCGCAACCGGAGUUUGAGGCCAUGCUGGCAUUGCUGGGAUUCACUCCGGCAGAAACUGCCGCGCUGCUUGACCUCAUCGCCAAUUGCCGCACCCUGUCCAGCAUCGAGGGGGUAUUCCCCGCCGAUGCAGCAUUUGUGAAAGUGUUACGGAGGAUAGUAGAAGGACUGGAGCGCGCCAAGUGUGCGGAUUGGAUUACGUUCGACACGAGCAUUGUGCGCGGGAGCGACUACUACACGGGAGCAGUCUUCGAGUGUUUCGACCGGUCUCACCCUCAGAGUCGCGCACUGGCCGGAGGCGGACGCUACGACAACUGCUUGCCAGACCUGCGUGGCGAUGAACGGCAACUGUCGCAUGCCGUGGGUUUCGGCAUGGGCAAUGUGGCCAUUGCGGAGCUCCUGCGGUCACGAGGGCGGUUUGCGCCGUGGAGCCUCGCUGACGUGGUUGUGUUCACUCCGCCAUCUGGUGACGAGCAAUCUACGUCGAGCGGCGGCGACUUGCAGCGCGUGCAUGACGUGAUUGACGGACUACGCCAGAGCGGCCUGCGGGUGUACCACUACUACAAGUCCAGCAAGUGGCAGAAGGCGCUGGAUUUCGCAGAUCGCGUCGGCGCCCCAAUAUUCGUCCACCCGGACGUUGGCACCAGCGGCGUGGCAUACCAGGUGCACCGCCUUGCUGACAGGUCAAAGGUUAAACUCGACGGUGACGACUUAGAGCGCGUGGUUGACCACAUACGGGGUCAGGUUGCGGAACAUGUGGAGCUACAGAAGACCUGA
Messenger RNA from Babesia bigemina, 1575 nucleotides. Its product is annotated as HISTIDYL-TRNA SYNTHETASE, putative. Gene Ontology annotation, molecular function: histidine-tRNA ligase activity. Gene Ontology annotation, cellular component: cytoplasm. The record is from RefSeq and is a predicted model, not a curated record. The coding region runs from base 1 to 1575 and encodes 524 amino acids. Gene Ontology annotation, biological process: histidyl-tRNA aminoacylation. Lineage: Eukaryota; Apicomplexa; Aconoidasida; Piroplasmida; Babesiidae. The transcript has 6 exons.